UAAUCUCCUUAGGUACCAGACAAUAAUUCUCUCUCUCUCUCUCUCUCUCUUUUAAUUAUCAGAUGGUCUGCAAUUGCUGCAAGACUGCCAGGAAGGACAGACAAUGAAAUCAAAAACGUGUGGCACACUCACCUCAAAAAGCGUCUACCAAAAACCGAGUCCUCCGAAAACAAGAAACUCUAUCUGGAAAUUCCAAAGGCCGACGCCCAGCUACAGAGUGAAAAUCUACAGAGAGAAACCCAAGUCAUGGCCACCCAACAAAGUUUCCAAUACUCUAACCAAAACCCAGUUUCCCCCCAACAAUCUUCGAGCACCGAUUCCUCCAUUCUCACAUCCGAAAACUGCGGCGAAUACUGGCCCGAAACUUCGAUUGGGAUCGAUGAUUUCCUGGUAGAUGAUCCCCGUGUCUCAAUUUCCGGCAACCUCGAGAAGUUUUCCGGCUACUACACCAACUUCUCCGAAGACUAUUCUAACGUUUCCGGCGACCACGCCGUGCAAUUAUCGGUCGCUCCAGUAUCCGUAGGGGGGGCUGCAUGGCCGUACAGUACGGAACAGGACGACGGGAUGGACUUUUGGGUUAAUGUUUUGAUGGGAGCUGAACACGUGUCCCUAAUACCGGAAUUUUAACCGGUUAUCGCCGGCGUUUUCUCAUUUUUCCCGGGGAAUUCAAAUUUUGGGGGGUUUUGGACGUUUGUGGAAUUUAGAGAGAAAAAGAAGAAAGAGAAAGAAGAAGUUUCCUGGCAAAAUCGAAAAGUAAAUAUAAAUAUUAUAAAAUUAAAAAAAAAAAUUCAAAUUUUUAAUUUGGAUUUUAGCCCGUGUCCAAGAGCGGAAGGCGGAUAGAAGUGAGAGAGAGUCAAGAGUGGUGACAAAUUUUAAUUUUAAUUUUAAAUUUUUUUUUUUUUAAAGUUUGUAAAGAAAAGUCAUAGACUUUAACAUGAGAGAGAAGUAAGUCUUAAACUUUAGAGGAAGGCCAAGGCCAACAAAGCAAAGUGGGCCGGUGCCACACAGAUUUGAAAUGACUUAUUUUUCUGUACUUCUAACUAAAUCUUAAUCUCAUCACGACUUUGUCUAUC
Amborella trichopoda is the source of this 1073-nucleotide messenger RNA. The record is from RefSeq and is a predicted model, not a curated record. Lineage: Eukaryota; Viridiplantae; Streptophyta; Magnoliopsida; Amborellales; Amborellaceae.